Messenger RNA from Trametes versicolor FP-101664 SS1, 2988 nucleotides. Its product is annotated as carbohydrate esterase family 9 protein. Gene Ontology annotation, cellular component: cytoplasm. Gene Ontology annotation, biological process: purine nucleobase catabolic process. Lineage: Eukaryota; Fungi; Basidiomycota; Agaricomycetes; Polyporales; Polyporaceae. The coding region runs from base 104 to 2953 and encodes 949 amino acids. The record is from RefSeq and is a predicted model, not a curated record. The transcript is spliced from 18 exons. Gene Ontology annotation, molecular function: allantoinase activity.
CGCUCUCAGGCCGCCUCCACACUCAACUAUACCGACCUUGAAUAUCGGAGACGGGCAAAGGUCUAGUAUGACAGUCGAAGAGGGCAAGUUGCCCAUGUACGGGAUGCCGACCGGUGCGCCAGCGCAGGCGCAUCCCGGGCCCCCCUUGCGCCGCCGUCUCCUGCGCUUCGUCCUGGCUGCUGUGCUGUCCGUGACUGUGGUACAGUACCUCGGCCUGGUCGCACAGCUGUCUGGAAACGACAGAGGCGAGGUGGUGAAUGUGCCAUUGCGCGCGCAGGAGUACCUUGACAAGUGCCAGCUGCUUGCCGUCAAGCCCGGCCCUCCUGCCGACUUCCAUACUCGGACGCACUCGGACCGAUUCGUGCCAGGGACUCAGCCUACGCUGAUCCUGAACGCGACUAUUUGGACGGGGCGCGACAACGGCCACGAAGUUAUUCGCGGCGACGUUCUCCUCCACGGCGGGAUCAUCAGACGUGUCGGACAUUUGCAACAAUCUACGUUGGAGGAAUACGCGGAUUUGACUCGUAUCGACGCGAAGGGACGUUGGCUGUCCUCUGGAAUUGUGGAUUUGCAUAGUCAUCUAGGUGUAGGCUCAAGCCCGGAGUUAGACGGCGCUGACGAUACCAACUCGCUGAAAGCCCCAGUACAACCUUGGCUCCGAGCGCUCGAUGGGCUGAACACUCACGAUGAUUCCUACGCGACCAGCAUUGCUGGUGGCGUAACGACUUCGCUUAUUCUGCCGGGUUCCGCCAACGCCAUCGGUGGUCAGGGCGUCAUCAUCAAGUUGCGUCCGCCUACAGACCGCUCGCCCACCGGCAUGCUUCUAGAGAACCCGUAUGAGACAAACAGGACCGUGUACGAUCCCGCCGUGUCGUUCCGUUACCGACAAAUGAAGCAUGCGUGUGGAGAGAACCCUCAUGGUGUCUACGGCCCCGGGUUCACUCGCAUGGACACCACAUGGGCGUUCCGUGAGGCGUACGAGAAGGCACGACUGAUCAAGCACUCUCAGGACGAGUUCUGCUCGAAGGCCGUCCAUGGUGAAUGGGCAGGCCUUGGCGAGUUCCCGGAGGACCUUCAGUGGGAGGCUCUGGUAGACGUCCUCAGGGGACGUGUCAAGGUUCAAAACCAUUGCUACGAAACCGUGGACCUGGAUGACAUGGUCCGGCUUACGAACGAGUUCAAGUUCUCUAUUGCUGCAUUCCAUCAUGCACACGAGACCUACCUUGUGCCAGACACGCUGAAAGCCGCAUAUGGUCACCCACCUGCGAUUGCACUCUUCGCGACCAACGCGAGGUACAAGCGCGAAGCUUAUCGUGGCUCGGAGUUCGCGCCGAAGAUUCUCGCCGACAAUGGUUUGCAAGUCGUUAUGAAGUCUGAUCACAACGUCCUUGACUCUCGCUUCUUGUUAUAUGAGGCGCAACAAGCACACUACUACGGACUUCCGGCUAACUUGGCUUUCGCGGCUGUCACCUCGACGCCUGCACGGGUUAUGGGUCAAGACCACCGCAUUGGUUAUGUUUCGGAGGGCUACGAUGCCGAUGUUGUACUAUGGGAUAGCAAUCCCUUGGCCCUUGGUGCAACACCGGAGCAAGUGUGGAUCGACGGGAUCCCCCAAAUCGCGAAGCCUUACGCGCACACGAAGCCUGCUGCAUUCCAGACGCUGCCCAAGACGCCAGACUUUGAAGAGGAGGCGAAAGAGGCACUCAAAUACGAAGGCCUGCCCCCGCUCGAGCCAAAGCGGUCGAGCGCCAAUGUCGUCGUCUUCACCAACGUCAGCAGCGUCCACCUCCGCGAGGGGCAAGACAUCCGCGAGGCGUACGUCGCCGACGCUGCAGACGCGCUUUCUGCUGGGGUGGUAGUUGUGCGCAAUGGUCAGGUCGCGUGUGUCAGCGCUGCUACGGGAACCUGUGUGUCCUCUGUGCGUGCCGAGGACAACGCGGAAUUCGUCGACCUGGAGGGCGGUGCGGUCUCCCCAGGGCUCGUCACUGUAGGCUCGCCUCUUGGGCUGGAAGAGAUGACGUCCGAGGAAUCCACCAUUGACGGCUACGUCCUCGACCCUCUCACACACGCCGUGCCAGAGAUCGCCGGGGGCAGUGGGAUGCUCGUCCGCGCUGCUGACGGCCUUCAGUUUGGGACUCGCGAUGCUCUGCUGGCAUACCACUCUGGCGUGACGACGGGCAUUGUUGCGCCGCAGAGCACGGGAUUCCUCGCCGGUCUGAGCACGGCAUUCUCGACUGUCGCGCACCACAAACUCGAGACGGGCGCGAUCGUUCAAGAAAUAGGUGCCUUGCAUGUGUCCAUCCACCCCGUUGGCAUCCCCAGCGUGAGCACGCAGAUCGCCGCGCUGCGCCGCCUCCUGCUCGGGGAGACGACAGGCGAACUCAAGCAUUGGCUGCGCAAGGUCAAGCAGGGUGAUGUUCCUCUCGUGGUGGAUGUUGAAAGCGCAGACGCGAUUGCAUCCAUUAUUUCGCUCAAGACGGAAGUCGAAGCGCACGUCCACCACGCGAUCCAAGUCACGCUCAUCGGCGCCACCGAGGCUCAUCUCCUCGCCAAAGAACUCGGACAAGCCAAUGUCGGCGUCGUUAUCCAGCGCACGCGGCCGUUCCCCAACGUGUGGGAGAAGCGGAGAAUAUUGCCUGGCCCGCCGCUCUCUGAGACGAACGCGAUAGCUGUUCUGCUUGCACACAACGUUACAGUCGGUGUGGGCGUCGAGGAGGCAUGGAUGGCGCGGAACACGCGCCUCGAUAUCGCCUGGGCUGCACUGGAGUCGGGCGGUGAGAUCAGAAAGGCAGACGCACUCGCGCUAGCCUCCGUCAACGUCGAGAAGUUGCUCGGCGUUAAGACGGACGGCCUCCAGGCAGACCUUGUUGCUACCCGGGGCAGCGAUCUGCUGGAGUUUAGCAAGGUGGUGGGCGUUAUGUCUCCCCGACGCGGGGUAGUCGAUCUCUUUUAGGCCAGUAGCUUAUACCCCUAUCUUGAGUCAGCAAU